Molecule: messenger RNA, 804 nt
Organism: Suillus discolor
Lineage: Eukaryota; Fungi; Basidiomycota; Agaricomycetes; Boletales; Suillaceae
Exons: 2
Coding region: 1-804 (267 amino acids)
Source: RefSeq, a predicted model, not a curated record
AUGUUACUUGUAACAAAGACUCAAGCCUACAAGUUGCAGGCUGCCAAACCACUGGCCAAACAUGUCCCAUCCAAGAAAGCACAACCACCAACUAGAUUCUCCCGUGCUGAGCAGAAGGUUGUACAGGAUUCAUUGGACGAUUCAAACACGGAACAACCAAUGGACCUUGUGACAACAUAUCCAGAUCCACCAGCGCAACCCACCGUGCCACCAUUGGAGCCUGCAUUGGUCCUGGCAACAGCCCAAUCAUUGACAUGCAUCUGGGAGGCACAAAUCAGGUCACCCGCACCCCGAAACCCACUGGAGCCUGAGCCAACUGCAAGGGACAUAUUGCAUAGCAUGCACAAUCUCGGCAGGCAUUUUGAUCUUCUUGCCACAAAUGAGUGGGUGGAUGCGUUGGACGAGAGGUUAGACUCGGUGGAGGAGCAGCUUGAUAUCAGAUUGACUGUGCUGGAGCAACGGUUAAACACAUUGGCCAAGCAGUGGAAAGCGACCUCAUCAACUGUGGGCAAUCUGUCCAUGGGCCUUCAUAAACUCAAAGACAAUGUGGCUCUUCAUCGCCCUUGUGAGCACAUUGGUGGAAGUAUAGCAUCACAACAACAAAAUGCAGCACUGCUCCCAUGGACACUCCAAAAUGCUGGUAGCGGUAAUGAAGGCAUGGCUAUCUCGCAGAUUGGGAGGCCACCUCGUGGAUGGACAGAACCUGGUAAUAUAAGAAGGGGACACAAUUCCGGCAGGUCAACAUCUGCUGCUCAGAUACCGGGAGCAUCACUUUCAUUGUUGUCCUCACCUCCUUCCUCUUGA